Messenger RNA from Fusarium subglutinans, 1899 nucleotides. RefSeq names its product TRAPP trafficking subunit trs65 domain protein. Gene Ontology annotation, cellular component: trans-Golgi network; TRAPPII protein complex. The record is from RefSeq and is a predicted model, not a curated record. The coding region runs from base 1 to 1899 and encodes 632 amino acids. The transcript has 2 exons. Lineage: Eukaryota; Fungi; Ascomycota; Sordariomycetes; Hypocreales; Nectriaceae. Gene Ontology annotation, biological process: intra-Golgi vesicle-mediated transport.
AUGUCAGACUCUGGUAAUACCACUGACAGGGAGUCUAUACCCACGGAGGCGACUCAACAUGAGCCUGAAUCUCUCACUCAGCUUAAAAGAAGCCUAUUUAUUACCGACCCUACGACUGAGUUUGCUGAGCAGUCACAUUUGUCGUAUCUUAUACCGGAGAAUACAGAUUUAGAUUUGGAAGCAGCUUUUAAGGAUGUUGAGCCUGGGAAGUCAAUACUUGAUUCAAUCAAACGCAGGGAUACAUUGUUCUUCGACGAGACGGUAAAUGUUCUUUUACUUCUCAGAAGUCCCUGGAAAGAUGAAACAUCACUCCGUACUCACCUCAAUCGGCUAGUGAUAUCAGUCGAAGCCCAGAUCGUCAAUAGCAAAACCCAUGGCAAGGAGAACUCUACGGCAGAUACCAUCUUCUCAGGUACAGUCCCAGAUGUUGAUGAUCCUUUCAUUAUCGUCGACGGGGGGGAUGAGGACGAAGAAGAAGAAAAGGAAGAAGAGGACAGUGACGAAAGUGAAGAAAGCGGUGAUGAUGCCAGCCUAAGCCAAAGUGUUUUUGCUGUAUGGAAGUUACCCGUCUUUUUGAGUCGACCUCGUACGCGAAUCUCGGCACCAGCUAUCAUCUUCACCGCAUCCGCGAGCAUGAAGCCUGAGGUUUCAACUGACCUCAUUGGAAAGGGGAGUGGCUACCUUCAGAGCGGUGUGCCCUCUGGUUUUAACCUACUCGAGUCUUUUGGAAGCGAUGCUGCACUUGGCGGAGUGAAGCCUCGGUUAUCUGCGCUGCGAGUAUCAAGAGUUACGCCCGUUACGCGCUCACAAGAUGUCACGAAGCAUAUACGAGCUCUGCCUCAGGUCCAGCACAAGAUCUUUCCUGUCGUCCACACGAGAAUCCGAUUUUCAAGGCCGACUACAGCACCGACCAGCUCAGCCGUGAUCGCACUGCUCGAAGUUGACUUUACAUCUCAUUUCGAAUGCGAGGUAUCAUUAGAUCAAAUCGAACUUUCAAUUCUCGACGCUACUGUCGAGAACCUCAACAAUGACGCGGGCAUGCAGCUACCUCUUACCUGCGUGUCUCACGAUCAUAUUACGUUCCUCUAUCGCAUUGCUCCCCGUCAGCACGACGUUACAGUCAAAAACCCCAUGCGGGAACUGGACAUUAAAAUCUCUGCUACUGCGCAGGUUAUACCGGGCCGCUGCACGCCCAGUAUGAACAUGUCAUGGUCUACGCAGCUUGACUUUACUCUUCCAGUCAAUCCUGGCUAUGGAUCGGCAACUGCUGGAACUGGCAUUGUCCGCGCCCAUAGACCAUCGCAACUUUCUAUCACAGGCCAAGCAGUAAAUCCCCUGGUGUCGCCCUCUAUCAUUCGUCCAGACGCCCUGCCCACCCUCGAGGCUGCUACAUCCAACACAGAUGCCUCCAUUACAGAACUUGGCAUAACCAUGACCUUCACUGGUCCCUCUGAACCUGUCUACCCGGGCCAGGUCUUUUCUUGGACCGUCUAUAUUGUGAACCGUGCCACAGAAAAGAAUUCUGCGCCUCCCCGCAAACUCGCCCUCGUUGCUAUUCCUAAGCGCCGGCGAAGCGAAGUUCGUAUGACACGGCCUCCCUCAGUAGGUGGUCGACGAAAUGGUGAAAAAGAUGUUGCCGAUGCGGUCACCGACGAAAAUGUACUCCAUGCAUUACAGAGGAACUCGUCCGUCGAGUCAACCGAUGUGGUUUGCUUAAGCGCUGAUACCCGUGUCGGUCCUCUUGCCCCAGGAGCUUGUCACGUAGUCGAGCUCCAAUUUCUCGCACUACAAGAAGGCGUUGUGAGCCUCGAGGCCAUGCGAGUUGUUGAUCUAGGGUCACAGGAGCAUGUCGAUAUCAGAGAUUUACCAACUAUGUUGGUAGAGCCAGCAGCGGCAUAA